UCUUGUGUGUCAGGUGGGGGCAGCACCGCCCGCUCUACUCACCCGCCGCCAGGGGGCGCCCGUCACACCGCCUCCAGCAAGAUGGCGGCCGGCCGGAUCCCGGCGGCGGCGGCGAUGCUCGGCCUGAGAGAGUUUAUGCUUCGUAAAAAAGUCCUGAGUUUGUACAGGAAGAUUUUAAAGACCAUUAAUCAGAUUCCAAAUGAUGGAGACAAGCAGCACCUUAAAAAUUGGGCUAGACAAGAAUUCAAACAGAACAAAAAUGCUACAAAUCAAGAUACGAUACGAAUGAUGCUUACCCAUGGAAACAUGCAGCUCCAGGAGCUGGAGAAAAUGCUUCAAUUCGCAAAAUGAAAGGAAGAAAUUCUGAAAUGGCUUAAGCUGAAUUUUCUACAAGUGGUUCUGUUCAGACCUGUUUGUGGGACAUGUACUUCUGGCACUGAUGAAAUAUUUUCACAAACAGCGAUAACUUUAACUUUCAGUGAAACAACCAUUUGAAAUGACUUGAGAUAUGGAAUUUUAUAUACUCAGGAAAAAGUCCAACGUUCAUACUGUGCAAGACUUUGAGACAAACAUAUGACAGAACACAUCAGUCUAAUAUUUAAAAGUUUCACACUGCUUGUGUUAGAAUUGGAUGUUGAUCAGUUACCUAUACAUUAUUAUUGGGAUUAAAUGUUUACUAAAUUACUCAGAUGGCUAAUUUUUAAACAGGUCUUUGAACUCAAGGGAAAAUUAAUAAGAGUAAGUGAUUGUACAAUGUUCAAGAAGGAACUGCAGAUGCUGGAAAA
Molecule: messenger RNA, 785 nt
Organism: Amblyraja radiata (thorny skate)
Lineage: Eukaryota; Metazoa; Chordata; Chondrichthyes; Rajiformes; Rajidae
Gene: lyrm2
Product: LYR motif containing 2
Exons: 3
Coding region: 82-351 (89 amino acids)
Cellular component (GO): mitochondrion
Source: RefSeq, a predicted model, not a curated record